This is a messenger RNA of Pistacia vera, 1460 nucleotides long. RefSeq names its product transcription termination factor MTERF6, chloroplastic/mitochondrial-like. The coding region runs from base 121 to 1347 and encodes 408 amino acids. Gene Ontology annotation, biological process: regulation of DNA-templated transcription; chloroplast organization. Gene Ontology annotation, molecular function: double-stranded DNA binding. The record is from RefSeq and is a predicted model, not a curated record. Gene Ontology annotation, cellular component: chloroplast. The transcript has a single exon. Lineage: Eukaryota; Viridiplantae; Streptophyta; Magnoliopsida; Sapindales; Anacardiaceae.
ACUACAAAACAAUGGCGGUUCGCUCUAUACUCAGCUUCAGCUUUCGUAGUCUUGGCAUUGGCAGUUUGGAUUGAAGGAGUUUAGGGAAUGCAGAUUAAAGUUGAGUAAGUUAAGUUCAUUAUGUUUCGUUUUCUUUGUAGAACAACAAGAAAAGUAUUUGCUGAGAAGGAUUUAGCUCUGAAUCUCACAACUAGUCAAGUGGGUUUUUCACAAAAUAAGAUUUUCCCCCUUAGGUUGCUUUCAUCAUCUUCGCAUUUAGAGAAGGGAUCGUUAGAAACUAAACAAAGUGAACAGAAAGAGUCUUUGACAGUUUCAUACUUGACAAACUCAUGUGGGUUGUCUUUAAAAUCUGCUGUUUCUGCUUCCAAGUUUAUUCAGUUGAAGAACACUGAAAGAGCGGACUCAGUCCUUAGAUUUCUCAGCGACCAUGGUUUCACCAAAACCCAGAUCUCUAAAGUUGUGAGAGGGUUCCCACUAGUCAUUUCAAUUGAUCCUGCAAAGACACUUUCGCCCAAGAUCGAGUUUUUCCGUUCAAUAGGGCUUUCAAGGAAUGAGCUAGCGGAUGUCAUAGCUAGGAGUCCAAAAUUGCUAUCUAGCAGUUUAAAGAAUCAUCUUAUCCCCAAUUACAAUUUCCUCAAGAAUGUUGUUAUUCAUGACGAAAAAAUUGUCAAAGUUUUGAAGCGCAUGCUAUGGCUAUUUUCGCUGGACUUAAGGGGUAAAAAUUUUGGUCCAAAUAUAGCUCUUCUGAAAGAUAUUGGCGUGCCUCAAUCUCGAAUUUCUUUUUUGGUGACUCAUAUCCCAGGCGCAGCAUGUUCCAAACAUUCUAAAUUUUGCAAGGUUGUCAAUAAGGUUAAGGAAAUGGGAUUUAAUCCCACCCAAACUGUGUUUGUUAUGGCAGUUGGAGCAAUCAACCAAUUGAAGGAAUCAGUUUGGGAAUCUAAGUUAGAGGUUUAUAGGAGGUGGGGUUGGUCUGAGGAUGAGAUUCUUGCUGCUUUUAGAAGGCAUCCACAUUGUAUGCAAUUAUCUGAGAAGAAGAUUACAAGAGCUAUGGACUUACUUGUAAACAAAAUGGGUUGGCUGUCGCGAGAUAUUUCCAAAAUGCCAAUAAUUCUCAAUUACAGCUUGGAGAAGAGGAUUGCUCCCAGGUGUUUGGUUAUUCAGGUUCUGCUCUCCAAAGGAUUAAUCAAAGAAAAUAUAUGUCCAUCCACUUACUUAUGUCUUGUGCAGAGCAAAUUUAUUAAGAGGUAUGUAAUCAAAUUUCAAGAAGUUCCUGAAUUAUUAGAUGUAUAUCAGGGCGAAAUCGAUCUUUUGGAUGCCGCCUCUGGAUUUCAGAGGCAUGUGAAAUGAAACAGGUUUAACUCUUGAAAUGUUUUCAUUAUAAUUUUUUUUGUUUUUUGUGGUAGUUGCUAAUUUAAGCUAUUUUUGAUUCACCAAGUGUUGGAUGUGUAGUUCUUUACGCU